UGACUGGGACUUUUGCCUUCACUAUUCAGCGUUUUUGCAGCUUUAUAUUGCGACAGUUUUCUAUCUUCAUUUCAUACUCUUGACAUUAUCUUCGUUCUGCCGUCGUUUUUUGUUUAUCUUUUGUGAACUUCGUGGAGACCCUUUACCCAGGAGGGACAUCGCAUUUUCUGUGUGUGGAGUGUGUGGUUGGUUCUGGUGCACGGGGGAUCUCCACAUCACUUGGCGGGUGAAAUACACGUGUCGGGCGUCAAGGUUGUCAUCACCGUAAAAAUUCGCCAUCCCAAGUGGAAGUAGGCACCGCCUAUGCCAGUGACAUCCUCAGUUCAGUGCAACAGAUAGCGAGCCUUUGUUACCCUCGGCGCUCUUGGGUUCGUACUGAACUACUGAAGGCUUGGAACUAGAUCACAGACCAUGGCUCUUCCGGCUGAAACCACCCACCAAUUUGAAGGCAAGAAUCAUGCCGAUCUGUAUCUAGAAGGUCGUCCGGAAUGGCCGCAAGAAAUCAUCCAGAGAGUCAUGCAGUACCUGCUGCUGAAGAAAUUGCCACCUCAGACGUUAGCCCUUGACGUAGGAUGCGGAAGUGGUCAAAACACGAUACCGCUGGCCCCACACUUUGAAAGAGUUGUCGGUGUUGAUGUGAGUAAAGCUCAAACUGAAGCAGGCAGACGACGAACAGAUAAACCAACAAAUGUUGAAUUCCAAGUUGGAAGUGCAGAGGAUCUACUGUUUGCUGAUGACAACUCUGUGGACCUCGUGACUUGUGCUACCUCAUUUCAUUGGUUUGACAAAGAGGCAUUCUUCAAACAGGCUGAUAGGGUUUUGAAGCCGUCUGGUUGCAUAGCCAUUUAUUGGUACAACAAAAUACAUCCAUGUGUCGAAGGUGAUGUGGGCAAGAAUGAGAAAAUCAGGCAGACUGUCAUUGAGAUGGACUCUGUGACUUUACGACCGUAUACCACCGACUGUGUGAAAUCACUUGAAGGCAAAACGGAUGAGACGCGCAUACCAUACGAAGACAAUAUCAGAGAUGACACUAUUGAGUUGUUGGUGGACUCCACAAUGGCACUGUAUGUGAAGUAUGUACGGUCCUGGUCUGAAUAUCAACAUUACACUAGACAGAUUCCUGGGGGUCAAGACCUUGCCAAAGACCUACAAGACAAAUUGAUGGACAUCAUGGGCUUAGAUGGUUCUCCAGAGGGCGCUAACAUAAAGCUGAAACUGCCAGUUACUCUUCUUCUUGGAAGAAAACCAAAUCCCUGAGUCAACACCAGCAUCCAAGUU
Messenger RNA from Asterias rubens (European starfish), 1278 nucleotides. RefSeq names its product putative methyltransferase DDB_G0268948. Bases 412 to 1257 code for a protein of 281 amino acids. Gene Ontology annotation, molecular function: S-adenosylmethionine-dependent methyltransferase activity. The transcript has 7 exons. The record is from RefSeq and is a predicted model, not a curated record. NCBI's taxonomy places the organism in Eukaryota, Metazoa, Echinodermata, Asteroidea, Forcipulatida, Asteriidae.